AUGCCGUCGACUUCUGCUUGUGAACAACAAGCCUUAGAAAGAGAGACCCUAAAGCUCCAACGGAUCCUGAAAGAAGUCAAUAGGAUGUCAAUAGAGAGACAGACUCUAAUAAAAUCAAAUGAGGAGUUGAGGAUCAAACUUACAAACAUACAAAAAGCCACGGUUGAGAAAGACAUGCUGCUUAGCAAGAAAGAGGAGGACUUUAAAAAGGUGUUCGACCUCAACAAAAUUUUAAAAGAGGAAAACAACAAACUGGAGCAGAAAACUACCGACUUGGGCCAGAAAAACACUGCCCUGGAGAAAGAAAAAACUGCUGUAGGGCAGAAAAGCACCACCCUUGAACAAGUAAACGCUGCUCUGGAAAACGAAAAGACCAAUCUGGAACAGAAAAUCGCCACCCUGGAGCAGAAGAAUAGUGCCUUGGAGCAAAUAAUCACCACGCUGAAGGAGGAAAACACUGCCCUUCAGGGUCUGGAAAACACUGCCCCAGAGAAGGACAAGACCACCCUGGAGAAAACAAACAGCGCCUUAGAAAAGGAAAAACAUACCCUGACGCAGAAAAACAGCACCCUGGAGACAGAAAAAACUGCUCUGAAGCAGAAAAUCACUGCUUUGGAAAUGGAAAAAAAUACCCUGGAGCAGGAAAAAACUGCCUUAGAGCAAAAGAAUACUGCCCUGGAGCAGGAAAACACCACACUGGAGGAGAAAAUUACUGCCUUAGAAAAGGAAAAACAUACUCUGGAGAAUAAAAAAAAUUAUAUAAAACAUAAAAAUAUCACCCUUGAGCAAGUAAAGUUCGCCCUGCAGAAGGAAAACUACGCCCUGGUGGAUGAAAACAACACCUUGGAGAGGAGAAUGGCCACCCGGAAGGAGGAAUGUAUCGCACUGUCGGAGAACAACACCACCUUGGAGCAGGAAAUAUGUGACUUAGAGAAAAGAAUUGAAGCCCUGGAGCAGGAAAACUCCAGACAGUGGCACAAAAACACCUCUCUGGAGCAGGAAAAAACUGCUCUGGAACAGAAAACCACCACAAUGGAGCAAAUUACCACUGCCUUGGAGCAGAAAAUCGCCGCCCUGAGUCAAAAAAACACUGAACUGGAGCACGAAAACACUGCCCUUCAGGGUCUGAAAAACGAUUCCCUGGAGAAGGAAAUGACCAACCUGGAGCAGAAAAUCACUGCCUUAGAAAAGGAGAGAAAUACACUGGAGCAGGAAAACAAUAAACUUGAACAGGAAAAAACUGCUCUCGGACAGAAAAGCAAGACCCUUGAGCAAGUAAACACUGCCCUGGAGAAGGAAAACACCGCCCUGAAGCAGGAAAACACUGCCCUGAAGCAGGAAAACAACGCCCACGGUCAGAAAAACAACUCCUUGGAGCAGGAAAAAACUGCUCUAGGGCAGAGAAACACCACCCUGGAGCAGAGAAACACCGACAUGGCACAGAAAAUCACUGUCUUGGAAAAGGAAAGAAUUACCCUGAAGCAGGAAAUCUUUACUUUAAAGCAGGUAAAUGACAUCUUGGAAGAGGAAGGCAACUUUUUUGAGCGUGAAAAAAUCUCUUUUGAGGAGAAAUACCUCUGUUUGGAGCAAAUAAACGCGGCCCAGAAGCAGAAAUGCGCUGCUCUGGAGCAAAAAAGCUCAGCAUUGGAGAAAAUAAUCGACGCCUUGGAGCAGGAAAAGGCUGCCGUGGAGGAGAAAAGCGCUGCCUCGGAGCAUAUGCGCACUGAGCUGCAGCUUGAAUUAGAAAAUCUGAUCCAUUGUACGAGGAAAAAAAUGGAACAGCUGAACCAGGAGACAUCAGAAGAAGAAACCCAGGAAAACAUCCAGCCAGUUUCAGAACAGCCACAAGAGCAGGCGCCUAUAUUGAAACGUGCGAUCAGAGGCUGUAUUGACACUCUCAGAUACUGGACUGAAAUAUUCGACUUUUAAGUAAAGAAGUGUCAUAAGGGCUCCAGGCUUCACGCUUGAUUAUCGGUGGCAGUGGUAUGGACAACAGGAGGA
Gambusia affinis (western mosquitofish) is the source of this 2001-nucleotide messenger RNA. Its product is annotated as girdin-like. The record is from RefSeq and is a predicted model, not a curated record. Lineage: Eukaryota; Metazoa; Chordata; Actinopteri; Cyprinodontiformes; Poeciliidae. The coding region runs from base 1 to 1929 and encodes 642 amino acids. The transcript is spliced from 2 exons.